This is a messenger RNA of Caenorhabditis sp. 36 PRJEB53466, 2097 nucleotides long. Lineage: Eukaryota; Metazoa; Nematoda; Chromadorea; Rhabditida; Rhabditidae. The record is from the annotation of a GenBank genome assembly.
AUGCUCGAAGACUCGACGAUCGGCUCCGCCACCAGGUGACUUUUCCGCCAGUACGCUUCAAAAAUUAUGAGACCAGAAGCACGGCGGCUCAUCUCAUCUGCUUUAGCGAUUCAUUGAAAAACGACAAAGAACAGUGUUUCGAUGAGGUCCGAACGGGAUUCUCCGCUUAUUGUGUGGCGCAGACGUCGUUUGGCAAAAGUGAGCAUGACCGUAAAACGCAACUAAUCUCGUGUGAUAAGACCGUCAAAUUGGCGACCAAAAGUGUAGAAAGGGGGCGUGGCCUAAUCUGAGACGCGUUUUCUAAAAAUUUCCGCAAUUUCAGCACUUUUCCGAUAUUUUUGUGUUUGAUAUCGACGAAAGAAGAGACAUUAAAGAGAGAAAACAUUGAAAUUUUCGUGAAAACGCCGCGUUUGAGACGCUAACGUAAAUAUCAGACACUAAUUGGGAGUGAGUGCAAGCGCGCUCCAUUGGACGCGGGAAAUUUGAAAGCAAAUUGGGAAGGGAGAAGUUUUUAUCACUUGUAAAAUUUUUUGAUCGAAUGUGAUCAACUGAUAAAAUGUAUAGCAAAGUGAACUCUAAUCAUAAAAAAUAAUUGUAAAUUUAACUUUUCAUACAAAAAGGUUAUUCGAUUUGUUCCGUGAAAAAGGGGGCUAACAGAAGACGGAAGGAAAUUUACUGUUAAGCAUCUCGUUGUAUCGCUAUUCGAAAUUGGCCCUUUAUUGACCGGAAAAAGGAGAGUUCAGUGAAAUCUCCUUCUCCGUUAUAGUUUCGGCACUAGUAUACGUUUCAUUCCCAAGUACUCAGGCCUGGGCGAGUUACCGGUUUCACAGGAAAAAAAACCAACGAAAAACACAAAAGGCGAAGAAGAGGCGAUUAUCAGGGCGCGCAAUCAUGGAAACCGGGGAAAUGAAGCUCAUGAAUGGCCGAAAAUUCAGGGAAUUGUGAAAAGUAAUGUAUGGAACCAUUGCAGACAACCUCUUCGAGGUGAUUCGUAUCGUUCUUGGGGAAGACGAGAAGUUUUCCAAUAAAUUCCGACAAUUUUCUGAGCCGUCGUCAAACUUUUUCAAGAUAAUCUCAGACUUUUUCCAGAAAUUCUUAAACUUUUCUAAGCAAUUCUCAAACUUUUCCAAGAAUUUCUUAGGUGGCGCCUGGAAAAGUUUAAAAAUAGCUUAAAAAAAGUUUGAAAUUUUACCUUUUUUUCCUUACCUUUCCUGGCUUUUCUCCCUUCCCAAUUUGCUUUCAAAUUUCCCGCGUCCAAUAGAGCGCGCUUGCACUCACUCCCAAUUAGUGUCUGAUAUUUACGUCAGCGUGCGUUUGAGACGUUUUUGGCAUAUUUCGCAAUACGCUCUCCGCGGCCAAUCGCCGCCGCAAUUUCGGAAUUUUCAUACCGGCCAAUCUGGAUAGUUUUGAGACGAAAUGAGUGUCGGAAGUGAUUAAGCACGUUAAUACAAGUAUUUUAAGCGCUGAAACGGCAAAAAGUAUCGGCGAAUGACUGAAAUUCGCGCAUUUUCAGCACAAAACUUGAAAAUCGAUUGAAUUGAUUCAUUUCUGAAUGAAACCUGCUCGUUUUAAACUCAAAAAGUGCGCGAUGAUUAGUUUAACAAAAGUUAUGCAAUUACAUCGCCGAAAUCAGCCAAAAUUUGGGUAAUUUUUGACGAAAAACAUGUGAAAAAUGGGGUUAAAUUUCGAAAUUCGCGCCAAAAUGGUAGGCAACGCCGCUUUCUACGUUUUUGGUCGCCGUGGAUGGCUUUUUAGGCAAAUGCGAAACGCUCGUGACGAACAGUAUGUGGGAGUUGUGUCAGUAUCUCGUCGAUUGUGAGUUCUCACCUCUCCAAUCAACUCCAUAAUAUGCAUUUAGUCGCGCCGUGCAAAUCGAUCGAGUACAGUGGUUCGGACGUGCUCUCGUCGCCCCUCUUCUGGGCACUCGCCGGUCUUUUCGUCGGAGCCCUCGGCGCUACUCUCGAAUUUCUCGUCCACUAUUAUCUGUGUCUCAGAAAAAAGCAGAAGAAGGAGCAAAUGGCGCUGUUGGGGAACACCACUGCUUCCUCGAAUCUCACUUCUACUCCUUCCAAAUCUCCUGAAUUCGGUCAACAAUAA